Messenger RNA from Erythranthe guttata (spotted monkey flower), 1663 nucleotides. RefSeq lists its product as uncharacterized. The record is from RefSeq and is a predicted model, not a curated record. Gene Ontology annotation, molecular function: lipid binding. NCBI's taxonomy places the organism in Eukaryota, Viridiplantae, Streptophyta, Magnoliopsida, Lamiales, Phrymaceae.
UACAUAAAUUGAAUAAUGGGGGAAGAAGAAUUGUUCUGGAGGGAAACCCAAACCCAAACCCAAACCCAAAGCCGAAGCCAAAGCAUGGAUGGAGCUGCUUCUGCUGCUGCUGCUGGAUGGACAUGGCCAUGGACCCUCUCCGUCCUACUUGUCUUAUUCACUUAUACUUUGCUCACCUCUCCCUUCUGCUCCCGCUUCCGCCGCCGCCUCCGUUCCUUUUCUUCUUCCUCCUCCUCCUCCAUCUCCACACCUGCUGCAACAGAUUCUCUACCCUCUAUCCGAACUAUCUCCGAUUUGGAUUUGAAGAAUCUCAUCGAUAAUCUCAACGAGGAGGAGGAGGAGGAGGAGGAGGUUAUAUGGGAAAACGUCAUCCACAAGACUAGCAAUUCUAUUUCCUACGAGGCCAAGUGCUGCAAACCUAAGGAUGGACCCUUGAAGUAUUUGAGCGUUACAACUUUUGAGGACUGCUCCGUUGAUAAGCUCUUGAACUUUUACAUGGACAAUAACUAUAGGGUGCAGUGGGACAAGACCGUCGUUCGCCAUCAACAGUUGCAGCUCGAUCACCCCUCCUCCACUGAAAUUGGUCGCACCAUUAAAAAGUUUCCCUUCUUAACACCCAGAGAGUAUGUAUUGGCUUGGAGACUCUGGCAGGGGAUCGAUGGAUCCUUCUACUGCUUUUGCAAGGAAUGUGAACAUCCUUUGGCUCCAAAAGAAAAAGGUUAUGUAAGAGUUGCAGUUUUCAGAUCUGGCUGGAGAAUCAGGAAAGUUCCUGGUAGAAAUGCGUGUGAGAUCAGAAUGGUGCACCAAGAAGACGCUGGUCUGAAUGUUGAAAUGGCCAAAAUGGCAUUUGCAAAGGGGAUAUGGAGUUACGUAUGCAAGAUGGAUGAUGCACUGCGCAAAUACUCUGCUGGUGGAAAGCAGAAUAAUAUAAUAAAUCCAACUGCUGUUUUGCCUAUUCAAAAGGUCCCACGUGAAUUUGAAGUGGUGAAGGAUAUGAAGGACGCAGAAAACUCAAUGGCAACUGUGAAUCAGCAGCACGCAGAGAUUUGUACGAGCAAGAAACUGACAAGAAGGCCUUCAAGUAAAUUGAUUGCGAAUGGUUUACUUCUCCUUGGUGGUGCUAUCUACCUUUCUAGAGGUCAUUCAAGCUUGGGCAGCAAGGUUGCCAUGGCAUAUUUGGCGAGCAAACUCACCAAGCGUGGUGGUGCUGCUGCUACUGCUUCAUCAAAGAAAACAAGAUGAGAUCUUCAAAUAGCAAUUAAUAGUUAAGCUGCUGCACAUGGGAAGUUGUAUGCAUGUGGAAGCUGCUGCACAUGUAAAUAUCAUAGAUGGAUAAUACUCAUCCUCGUACGUAUUGUCUUUACUCUUGACUCUUGAUGUGGUUGCUCGCUCUUCUGGAUAUAGUUGGAACUUACGCUCUUCUUUCUGAAAUGUCGAAAGUAGCUCAUCAUCUGUGUUUCGGGACCUUACCUUUUCCUUCAGACUUCGUACGCUCUACUUUGCUUCCUUACAGACGAUAGUUGAUAUUACUCUGCUACUACAGUUUUGUCUUGUACGACUAUAAGAUUUAUAUGGAUGAUAUACACUAAAAAUAGUUGGGAGUAUUUCCUUUUUCAUUUUUGGUUGUCUACUUUAAUAUUUUGGUAAACUAUAUAUUGGCUCA